CCCUCAGUGUAACGCUGCCCUGCAAUGUAACAUUCAGAGCCCAGGGAGAAACUGGGAUGUUUCCAAUCUUGCAUAAACAAAUGUUUGAUCAAAUUGUAGGAUCCUUGGACCUGCUAUUUCCUACAGUAAGAGGGGGAAAAGGCUGGGCUUGUUGUGCCCAAAUUACUGUUUGCUGGUAGAGAAAAGAAUCUCCGCUUUGCAGGGAAGGGGGGGAGGAGAACACACAGUUCACCUUAUGUUUGAAUUGAACUCCCUGGGGCAUCUGAUUUCGGAAACAUCUUGGGUUGAAUUUUGGGAAAUCAGAGCUGCUCCUUUGCAGAGAAGAGUGGCAGGAGUCAGGAUAGACACCACUGGUCCUUACAAUUCACCUGGUUGUAUUAAGAGCAGAGGGCAGCAAGAUGCAUCUACUUUUUCCUAUCUGUCUGGCUCUGAUAAGUGCAUUGGGAUGGACAGGAGGUGCCACACAAGCUCCCCCGGAGCAGCUCAGCAAUGGCACAGGCCUGAAUCCAUUGGCCAAGAAUGGAGUGAAACUGAGCCCUGGACAUGGAAAGGAUCCACUGAGAAUUAAGACAGGAGCAAGGAAAAGCCACGGCAGUCAGAGGAUGGGAUCCACGGGCUUGCCAAAGGUAAAAGUGCCGGUGCAAACUGUCUCACCAGACCAUGGAAGGAUACAGUUACAAAAGAGUGAGAGAAAUGCAAAACAAAAGGAGAAGACCUUGGCGAAGAUGAAAGACGGAACUGUAAAGAUGACCCCUAGACCAGUAAUGGACUUUUCCACAGUGGCAACCACUAGGCCACCAAAAAGAAAAGAGGAGUCUAAGGACAAACCGUUGGACCGGAAAAAGUCUUCCUCUGAAAAGAAACAAGAACCAAGGAUUCAAAAAAAGGCAAAAUCUCCAGCAACUACUGACAAACCAAAGAAGGAACCACUAAGACAAGAGAAAACGACACAAAGUGCAGCAAAAAAGGCGCUUGAACAUCCAUCCAAGGAGGAGAAGCACAUGAAAGAACAACCAGAUACCAAUGUGGCUGACAGUUUGCUUCCAGUCCCACCUAUUCUCAGAAUUCCAGUCCAGCCAACAGAGUAUCCCAUCCCAUCUCUCCCCUUUGGGUGUCUGCUCUCAGAGUCUACCAUCGCGUGUGCAAAUACAAAGAUGAAGUACCUGCCGCUAAUGACUGACCUUGGGCUAAAGACACUCUUCUUAGCUGAGAAUGAGAUCUCCAAGCUGCCAGCAAGAGCCUUCUCAGGGCUGCCUAAUCUGGAGUGGCUGGAUCUCAGCAAGAACAAGAUCGAUGAUUCGGGUUUGUCAUUUGAUGUCUUUAAAAAUCUGACAAAGCUGAAACGUCUUAACCUGGAUGGAAACCGCCUGACUCUGCUCCCAUUUCUGCCUCCAUCCCUUCAAGAACUGAAGGUCAAUGACAAUGAACUCAAGGAACUGGACAAGCACAGCUUUCGGGGGCUGAGCAACUUGCUGACGCUUGAAUUGGAAGGGAAUCAUUUUCAUGAUGGCAACGUCAACCCAUUGUCUUUCAAGCCCUUGAAGAAGCUGAUCUAUUUACGGCUAGACCGCAAUCAAUUCCGAGCGAUCCCGUCUGGGCUACCGGCAUCUCUGCAGGAGCUGCAUUUGGACAAUAAUCACAUUGAGAUUGUGCCUGAGGGGAUCCUCAAUAAAACCCUUAACCUCAGUAUUGUUGUGUUGAGCAACAAUGUGCUACAGGAACACCGCAUUGCUCCUCGGGCUUGGAUCGAUCUUCUAAACCUGGAAUCUCUGGAUUUGUCUCAUAACCAGUUAGUACAUGUCCCAUCCUUUCUACCUCGAGGACUGAAGCAGUUGAUCAUGCACCACAACCAGAUUGAGCGGAUCCCAGGUUAUGUUUUUGCCCACCUUAAACCAGGUUUGGAGUUCCUCCAUCUUUCCCACAACCAUUUGAGAGACGACGGCAUCCACGCAAUAUCCUUCUUCGGCCUGUACAAAUCCCUUCACGAGCUUCUGCUUGACAAUAAUUUGUUACAGUCUGUGCCCCGUGGAAUACUAAGCUUGAAAUCCUUGCAAGUUCUUCGCCUUAGCUUCAAUAAAAUACGGUAUGUACCACUCAAUUCAAUAUGUGACACUAGAGUAUCCGAAGACUCCAACCUUGUCUCUGUCCACCUGGAAAAUAAUUUCAUCAACCGCCGGCUGAUCCCACCUACAGCAUUUUCCUGUAUCAAGACUUAUUACAGUGUAGUUUUGCGCCCCCAGCAUGGUGAAUAUGAGUACUAUUAAAUAGCAAAGACAGAAUCCACAGUUUGCCAGUCUGGGCCUGAAUAUCCUAAUAUUUUACAUUAUUUUUCUAAUACACAAGUUCCAGUGAGCCACAUGACACAAAUUACAUUACUAAGAACUGAUUAUAACUGAUGACAUCGCUGAAUACCAUUUAUUGCUGAAUAUACAUGGCUUUUGUGUAUUAUAAGGGAUAAUGUAACCCCUGUUUUAAUUUAUAAGGAUAUUAGAAGUAACCAAGGAGUGCUGUGACCAUAUAAAGA
Molecule: messenger RNA, 2524 nt
Organism: Xenopus laevis (African clawed frog)
Lineage: Eukaryota; Metazoa; Chordata; Amphibia; Anura; Pipidae
Gene: ecm2.2.L
Product: extracellular matrix protein 2
Exons: 9
Coding region: 399-2264 (621 amino acids)
Source: RefSeq, a predicted model, not a curated record